Molecule: messenger RNA, 1503 nt
Organism: Moneuplotes crassus
Lineage: Eukaryota; Ciliophora; Spirotrichea; Euplotida; Euplotidae
Source: the annotation of a GenBank genome assembly
AUGGACUCCAAAGCCCAAAAGAAACCUGAGAGCUAUAAGAAAAUCAAAGAGAUCGGGAAAGGUGCCUGUGGUAAGGCCUACCUUGUCCAAGCUGAGACCAGCAAAGAAUAUGCUGUAAUCAAGCAGAUAGACGUCAAUCAGUACAGAUCCAAGAGCGAGAGAGAGAAAGUUUAUCUGGAGGCAAAAGUCAUGGAAGGACUCAAACACAAAUACAUCGUUGGCUUCAAAGAAGUCUAUAAGACCAAAAGCAACAAGGUCUGUAUCGUAAUGGAGUAUGCAGAUGGUGGAGAUCUUGCUAGCAAGAUUAGAAAAUAUGCAAACGCAAGAAAGCAUAUGAGUGAAGAGACUGUGCUUGAUAUGUUCACUCAGAUCUGUCUUGCCCUCAAACACAUCCAUGAUCGUAAAAUCAUUCAUAGAGAUAUCAAAGCUCAGAAUAUCUUCUUGAAUAAAAACGGUGAUAUCAAGUUUGGAGACUUUGGUGUCUGCAGAGUUCUUGAUGCUACAUUUGAAAAAGCUAAAACUGGAGUUGGAACUCCAUACUACAUUGCUCCUGAAAUCCUCAACGAUAGACCAUCUUACACAAACAAGGCUGAUAUUUGGUCUCUAGGAAUCCUUCUUUUCGAGCUUUGUAAGCUCGAUGUUCCAAUCAAGGCUGCUGGGCUUCCUGACUUGUACAGAAAAAUUAAAAAUUUCCGUACAGUUCCUUCUCUUCCAAGACAGUACAGUAAGGACAUGAGCGACCUUAUCAAAUCUAUGCUGAUUACUACCCCUUCCAAGAGACCCUCAGUUGUAGACCUGUUAGCUCAUCCAUGUCUGAGCAGCAGAGUGUCUAAAUUCCUUUCCCAAGAAGAGCAGAAUGAAGAAUUUAGCCACACUGUUAUCCAUAACUUUGACAUCCUCAACAAAAAGAAGAAAGGAAAAGCUCCUUUAGGCCGCCCAAUCUCCGCUAGAAAUGCUAAACCUCCUAUGGUAGAGGAAGCCAAAGGGACUCCUAAAUCUUCAAACAGCAAGAUGAGUUCUGGAGCUUCCAAAAAGACACCAGGAGGAUUCACUCCAAGGAAGAUUUCUGACAAAUUUAGCAGACCUGGGUCUGCCAACAAAUUUGCUAGACAAAACUCAGCUGGAUCCCUUGGUGUAGGGUCUAGACAAUCAUCAGCGAAAAAGGCUCUAGGAGUGAAGGAUUUCAACAAACCAGCCCAGACUCCUAAGCUAGGACUGGGUGCAAGGAAGUUUAGUGCAGGGGCUCUUCACGCUAGGAAGAACUCUCACGGAUUUGCAGGAAGAAAUUCCCCUUCAAAGCAACAAAAGUAUAGCUUUGGAGACAAGUAUGGAAAGCCAUCUCCUUCUCAGACCCCCAAAGCUGGUGGAGGUGCCAAGAAGUUAGGUGCGAAGGCGCCUAUUGGCUUCCAAAGACCAUCAAGUGCAAGAGCAGCUGGAGCUCAGAAGGCAAACGGAUUCGGCGGAGGCUACGCAGGAGGAGUGAACAACAGAAGAUUGUUUUAA